This is a messenger RNA of Colletotrichum spaethianum, 4410 nucleotides long. Its product is annotated as citrinin polyketide synthase. The transcript has a single exon. Gene Ontology annotation, biological process: fatty acid biosynthetic process; secondary metabolite biosynthetic process. The coding region runs from base 1 to 4410 and encodes 1469 amino acids. The record is from RefSeq and is a predicted model, not a curated record. Gene Ontology annotation, molecular function: fatty acid synthase activity; 3-oxoacyl-[acyl-carrier-protein] synthase activity. NCBI's taxonomy places the organism in Eukaryota, Fungi, Ascomycota, Sordariomycetes, Glomerellales, Glomerellaceae.
AUGCAUAUUAACCAAACUCUUGGCAUCGCUCCGAGCAAUCUGGACCGAUUCCCAGACGACGCCAUUGCAGUCGUUGGUGCCGCCUGCCGGCUUCCUGGUGCCAGCUCGUUGGAUGAGCUCUGGGAUAUUAUCUCACAAGGCCAAAGCAAAGCAGAGAAGCUUCCUAACGAUAGAUUCGAUAUCCAUGGAUCAUAUAGGGCGUAUCAAGAUCCAGAAUGGAUGAAAACCCGGGAGUUCUACGGAAACUUCAUCGACAGUGUAAAGGGCUUUGACAACACCUUCUUCGGCAUCAGUCCCCGAGAAGCAAUGUACAUGGACCCUCAGCAGCGAAUUCUGCUAGAGACGGCUUUCGAAGCUAUGGACUCGAGUGGUUACCUUCGACAUCAUAGACGCGACCGCGGGGACCCUGUCGGAUGUUUCAUUGGAGCCAGUUACACCGAGUAUCUCGAGAACACAGCCGCCUACCCUCCUUCUGCUUUCACCGCCACGGGUACCAUUAGGGCCUUCUUAUCGGGCAAAAUCAGCUAUCAUUUCGGUUGGACUGGCCCAUCUGAGGUCAUUGAUACCGCAUGCUCGGCCUCGCUCGUUGCCGUGCACCGAGCUUGUCGAGCCAUUAGCGCCGGCGAGUGUCCUAUCGCCUUGGCGGGUGGCGUGAACAUCAUCACCGGCAUAAACAAUUUCUUCGAUCUCGGAAAAGCUAACUUCCUCAGCAAGACUGGCCAGUGCAAGCCAUUUGAAGACUCCGCAGACGGUUACUGCCGGGCAGAUGGUGUCGGCCUAGUCGUUUUGAAGUCUCUCCGCAAGGCAGUCUCAGACGGAGACCACAUAUUUGGCGUCAUUCCAUCCGUAGCAACAAACCAAGGCGGUAUUGGCGCGCCCAGUAUCACCGUUCCUGAUGGGGCUUGCCAGAAAGCGCUAUACAGAACUCUACUUCAAAAAGCAGGCAUGAAGGCGGACCUCGUCACUUAUGUCGAAGCCCACGGAACGGGCACGCAGGUGGGAGACCCCAUUGAGAUCUCCAGCAUACGUGAGGUCUUUGGGGGUGAUCAACGAUCCAACCCAUUAUACAUCGGUUCUCUCAAGGCAAACAUUGGCCACAGCGAGACCGCUGCGGGUGUGGCAAGCCUUAUCAAGGUUCUCGCAAUGCUCCGCAAUCGCGCUAUUCCGCCUCUGCAAGGCUUUAAACGUCUUAAUCACAAGAUACCUCCACUGGAUGAGGAACGAAUGCGCAUCCCAACAAAGUUGAUUCCAUGGAAUGCUGUGUCCCGGGUUGCCUGUGUGAACAGCUACGGAGCUUCCGGGAGUAACUCAGCGUUGCUAUGCGCCGAAUGGCAUGGAAAAAACAACAAACUGUCCAAUGACAACAUCAAUCCAUCUGCCCUGGAGUACCCUAUCCUCUUGAGUGCGGCGUCAAUCGAUAGUUUACAAAGAUAUGCCAGGGCUUUGGCUGCACAUAUCACGAAGCAGACCCCGGAUUUAACGCUUGGCGAUUUAUCUUUCACACUGAGCGAGCGCCGGAAACAUCACCACGUCCGGUUGUCACGGACCUCGACUGACCUCGCCGGGCUGAUACAUCAACUACAGAACUGCCGUUUGCAGGACUUUUACGUAACGCCUGGGAACAUCAAGCACGUUGUACUUGUAUUUUCCGGUCAAAGUAGGAAAACCAUAGCCGUUGAUCCUUCCGUCCGCCAACAGAACCCUCGCUUCGAGCAUUACAUCCAGGCUUGCAAUAAUAUACUCAGAAGCUUUGGAUGUCCUGACAUAUUGCCUUUUCUGAGUCAGACUGAGGCCAUAUCUGACCCCACGAUUCUGCAAUGCGGAACUGUUGCUGUGCAGUAUGCUUGCGCGCAGUGCUGGAUUGACGGCGGUCUCGAGGUUGCCAGCAUUGUUGGCCAUAGCUUGGGCGAACUCACGGCGUUGGCCGUCUCAGGCACUUUAUCUCUUGUUGAAACACUGAAGGUUGUCUUCACAAGAGCCGAACUGAUCAAGAGCCGAUGGGGCUCAGAGCGUGGAACCAUGUUGGCAAUCCACGCUGACCUAGAGACUGUGCGUUCCAUCAUGGACGCUGUCGAAACAAUAAUUCCGAGCCCACAAGGAGCCUUAGAGAUUGCCUGCUACAACAGCACCAACAGUCACAUUGUUGUUGGCACAGAAGAAUCAGUUGCCGCUGCCGAAAACAUUAUCCAGCGAGACAACAGAUAUCAGGGCCUCCGAUUCCAGCGCCUGAACGUGAGCCAUGGCUUCCACUCUCGCUUCACACAGCCUCUCCUACAGGGUUUGGCAGAGUUAGAGAAUACCCUUCAUUUCAAGAAGCCUGUCAUUCCUUUGGAAACAAGUACUCGGAACCAGGUUGCAUUCGGCGACAAGUCAACUACGCAAUAUCUCGCCAAACACGCCAGGGAUCCGGUGCAUUUUGUCGACGCGGUUCGCCGGUUGGAACAGAGGCUCAAUGCAUGCGUCUGGCUGGAAGCGGGGUGGGCUACGCCUGUCGUCGCCAUGACUAAGAGAGCCGUUGCAAACAUUGAUAUACACACCUUUCAACCGGUUUCAUCUAUAGCGACAGCUGUCUCGGAGCUUUGGCGCGAAGGCGUUGCCGCUACACACUGGAGCUUUCUAACUGCCAAGGAGAGCGGCAUAAAACACGUAUACCUCCCUCCGUACAGCUUCGAUCGUCCAGAAUACUGGCUAGGGCAUGUGGACCGCGCAACAGAGGAACGCAAAAUUGCAAGAUUACCAAAGCACGGCAGCAAAGACACUUCAGAUAGCCGAAGGACGAAAAGUCUUGUCAGCCAUACAGGGACUCUCGGCUCUUCACAUCAGUUUCGCCUCCAUACAGACACAGAACGGUAUAACAGGAUUGUACAAGGCCAUGCUGUACGUCGGAAGCCAUUGUGCCCGGCUUCCGUGUAUAUGGAAGCUGCAAUCAUGGGUAUUGAGCAGCUGGGUGUUUCUGCUAGAGGCAAGACUCUCACAUUCGAGAAAGUAGUGUUCGACCGGCCACUCGGCUGCGACCCCAACCUCGAUGUGCAGCUCAUUCUUAACAAGCUUUCCGAUGCUGAAGAAGGAGUGUGGAACUACGCUGUCCAGUCUUCCCUUAGGCAAGGUCACUCGAAAGGGGCACUAAGUGUUUCGAGCUUGACGAAACCCGACUUCCGGAUAUAUGAAAUGCUUCUGAUGGACAAAAUGGAAUCGCUAAAGAAAGACCCUAAUACUGAGAGGCUCAAAAAAACGACUGCCUAUUCUGUCUUUUCUAAAGUCGUCGAAUAUGCCAGUCUACUCCAGGGAAUCUCAAGUAUAACAUUGUCAGAUAAGGAAUCUCUGGCACACAUCAAAGUUCCGAGAACGACUUUCGAGAACCCAGAGAGCACAGUUACCGACUUUUGUGACGCCAUCACGCUGGACACAUUUAUUCAGGUAUUAGGCUUGCUUGUCAACUGCAACGCCAGUUCCAGCUCCGAGGACGAGAUCUACGUUGCUUCUAGCAUCGGCAAGAUGGUGGUUUCCCCCACAGAUUUUCUGAGACAGCAGACUUGGGACGUGUAUGCUGCGUACUCGAACAUUGAUCAUAAGACAUCCAGUGGUGCCAUAUUUGUUUUCUCCGAAGACGGCAAGUUAAGGACCUUUGCAACAGAUGUUUGUUUCGUUCGGAUUCAAGCCACCAGGUUGGAGCGGGUCCUGAAGGCUGCUAAUCCAGGCCUUGGUCUCCCAACUGCAACAGAGUCUAUUCCUCUCAGCAACAGCACAGCCAUCUCGGAGCCUAGCUUUGGUCAACAGGUGAUAGUCAGCAGCACUAGCAUAACCUCCAAUAUGGCGAACCCGGCGCCUUUCGACUCUAAAGGCAGAGACCAGAUAUCUGUCAAGAUCACCGAGCUGAAGUCUCUCAUCUCCUCCUAUACCGGAGUCCCUCUGUCAGAAAUUAAGGAAGACCAAAGUUUGAGCGAUAUGGGCCUGGAUUCGCUGGCUUCUAUGGAACUGACAGAUGAAAUUGGGUCAAAGCUGGGCCUCAGGGUUCAGACUGAAGACCUCUUGCUGGAUACUGUUGGGUCCCUUGUGAACCUUUUGCAAUCUUCAGGAUCGGUGCCCAAUUCCGAGAAACAGGCAACAAGCAGCAAAUCCGAAAGUGAUCACACACCCCCUGAAUUUUCAAAUGCUACAAGAGAUGUUACUGUUGGGGAAAAUGUGGGCACAGCAUUGGAGCUAAACCAUCAUCCGAAUUUCGAAAUGGAAAAUGGCCAGAGUGGCUCCUGGGCAAGGCCAGUGAGUCCGCUAAGCACUAGAUUUCGAUUGGAGACAACAGUCUACAAACAAGUUGACGGAGUCGAGAUACUAGCCGAUCUCUACAUCCCAACAGAAAUGCCUCCUCGACCGAUGGCCGUGGGUAAGCAGCUUCUAUCCUCCUUUCAGUAA